AAGUGGACGAAUUCUCAUCUCACUUUUGCAGUAAUGCUGUUUAUCUUCUGUGUCUUACUCUACGACCUCUCACUUGACCUUGAUUAACCAUGUGACCAUCAGAACUACUGCUAAUAAUGAAUUUCAGUGACAGAAAGUUUCUUUUAAAAGCCUCAACAGCUCCAUCGGACACCAUGCGACUGCUCUCGCGUGUGGGGAUUGCCUGCGUUUGUUCGUCAUGUUCUAUCAGCUGCUGGAUGUGUCAAACGGUUUCAUCAGCGCUGAUUCAAAGCAGCGCCUCAUUCAUGUUGACGCUGAAUGGCCAUUUGCGAUCGCUCCGACUGAUUUGUUUUGAUUGUCUGUUUGCGUUUGAGGUUUGAUAGUGACAGGGGCCGACGUCUUUUAGCCUCCCUCCUUUCUGCCCUCAUCCCUCUGUUCUCCUCCCUUUAAAUGUCUCCACCUCCUCCCACUCUUGUUCUUCUUUCUCUCCCUAAUGCCACAAUCACAAUUUGUCUUUUUUCCCUCUCAUACCUCCCUGCCCUAAUCCCUCCUUCUCCCUGCUUCCCUCUCUAUCUCCCUCUUCCUCCCACUCCUUUUUCCCUCCUAAUUAAGCGCUCCCUCUCACCCCUCCAAAUCUGUUCUUCCCGUCCAUCCCUCUCUCCCUAAUCCCUGUUUCUUUUUUAUCCCUCCCUCCUUCCUUUCUUCCUUGGUCCUUGUUCUCCCUGACAACACACUGCGUUAUGUAAUCUGCGUCUCUGGGUAUUAGUUAUGCAAAUUCAUACGUUUUUAUUUACGUCUCUCUCUCCAUCCCUUCUUUUCUCCUCUAUAUUUUCUUUCUCUUUCUGCCUCAUCUUCAUCAUUCCUCUCUUUUGUCCCCCUCUCUCUCCUCCUCUUUCCCUCCUUUCCCGCCUUCAUCUUUCAUCUCCCCUUCCUCUCCAUCCACCUUCAUCUCUAUCAUCCCUGUCACCCCUUAUUUCAUCCCUCUCUUGUCCUUCUUCUUCCCUUUCUCCUCCUUUCCCUUCCUCAAUAAUCCUAUUUCCCGUCCUUAUUUCACUUCUCCUCCCUCCAUCCAUCACUUCCUCUCAACGUUUUUUUUCCCUCCUCCCUCUCUUUCCUCCAGCCACCAGCGGUCUAGAGGCGGAGAGCGGCAGGCGCGGCGGCAGCAGCCACGGCGACGGCAACCACAGCAGCAGCAGCGGCGGCGGCGGAGGAGGAGGAGGCAGCAGCAGCAGCAGCGGCGGCGCGGCCCACUUCAGGUCUCCAUGGCAACAGAGCGUGAACGUGUUCGGCUCGUGGAGCAGGCCGGAGUGUGUCGAGGAGCUGCACCAGCAGGCGCAGCUCAACCUCCAGAGCCUGCUGCAAGACUUUGAGGAGCAGUUGUACGACACCAAGCUGACCGGCCAGACGUUCCGGCAUCCGUCCUCGCAGAGCUCCGACGACGCGUCCACCUCGCUCAGCCGAUCGCCCGUCUCCCUCAACAACAAGAGACCCGACUUCAUCUUCCUGCCGGCGUCCAAACAGCUCUACGACGAUGAAACCACCUCCUCAGUGUUUGGACUGAGGUCCGUGACCGACCCGUCUCCCUCCCCGUCCCCGUCGCCCUGCGGCUCAGAUCGUCCCCCGCUGGGUUGGAGCAGUAACAACAGCAGCAGCAGCACCGCCACUUCUGCUACCGGCGGACCGCCUGUCGCAGACAAACCACGUUGGCAGCUCGGGAGACGCACACCGGGUCACUUUAUACCGCUCGACGUCACAGGUGAAGGGAGAGGAGGGAAAUUCCACGGUGUCGACCUCCUCCAGCACUCCCCGUCCCCGUCCCCCUCUCCGGGGGACCCCUUCCCCCACCAGCCCCGCUCCCUGGAGCCCGUCACGGACACCCUCCACCAGAACCUCCCCCUGAGGAAGACGCACUCUGACCUCGACACAACCUCGCCUGCAGAUAACACUUUGGAGCAGCGUGCCCUGGACCAACUUCACCCGGGAGCUAUGGACCACUCUGGGCUGCUGUGCUCAAACACGCCCUCCGCUUCCUGGAACGGACCUAAGGGCUCCACGUUUUCACCCGGAGCCUGGAACGAGCCAUACAACUACAGCAUGAACAAAGGCCCGGCGGUUCCACCCAAACAGCACAGCGUCAUCGGAGGAGGUACGCAGGACGGGGUGAUGUUGGUAAGCUCGGGACAGUCGGCGAGCUCACAUUCUGGUUCAUUCGCGUCCGUGACGAACCCUUCUGGGAGAGGAGGGAAUAACAUGCCAGGGAUUUCACUGGCGACGGCGAUGAUAGGAAAGCGGAGCGAGACGGAAGGGGCUGCGGCGGACGGCGGGAGGGGAGGAGGGGGAGGUGGGGAGGCAGGGAGAGGGCGGGAGAGGUCGGCACGUUCCAUAGCAGCGGCGAACGCCUUCAAAUUCCGGGAGCGUUCCCUUUCCACGCCCACGGAUUCUGGUUCCUUCUGCUUUACAGAAGGCCAGCCAGACGGGAACAUCUUGCCUACAGGUAACGGGAACGCUAUGGCGAUAACAGACCACCAACAACAGCAUCACAACUUCCUGGGUUUGGGUGAGAACUACGCCCUUCUCUACCCUAGAGGGAGCUCCGAAGACAGCGCCAGUACCACAGACACAAUCUCCGUCACGGCUUCAGACUACAGCGCUGACGGCCGCCUGCGCCUACGCUCCCGCUCCAUCUCACUUAAGAAAUCCAAGCGCAAGCCGCCACCUCCUGUGAGGAGCGUGUCUCUCAUGAAGAACCUCGGAGAAGCCGAGGGCAGGAUCCACCAUGAAGGCGGUCUUUACAGGGAUGGCCGGCCAAAGAGCCUGCACAUCCCCAGGGACCACUUCCCGGACUUCCAGCCCGAUUUCCUCCUGCCCAGCUCCUCCAAACCCAGUAUUGGUGAGCGGGAGCUGGGCCAUGGAGGCACAGACGGACCUCCGAGCCUGGAGGUCCAGGCACCAGAGAGGGAGGGAGAGACAGAGCUGACCUUCCCCACUCACUGGCAGCUGGGGGAUUGGAAGAAUGACCCUUACAGGUCUCUUUCAGGCUCCAGCACAGCAACAGGUACCACAGUGAUUGAAUGUAUGAAAGUCAGAGGCAGCUCGGAGUCCCUACUUGAUUCUCCCUCCACCUCCAGAGCCACCUCACCCUCACAGCUCUCCAUGGAAACGGACAUCAAGGCGUCCUCGCCCUUCAAACCCCCAGGACUCAUGUCCCCGUCAAGUGGCUACUCCAGCCAGUCAGAGACUCCCACCCCGACUGUUCCACUCAGUCACAUGGCAGGUCAUGGGACGGUAGGGACAUUGGGGUGUAAGUUGCGCCCAAAGAUCCCAGAAAGGAAAUCAUCGCUACCAUCGCCCAAGGACCCGGCAGCGAGGUCUAGACUGUCCUUUGAGAUGCCUGGGAAUGCACACCUGGAGCUGUCCUCAAUCAAGCCAAAGCAAAAGGCCAGCAGGCGACAUUCUGACACCUCAACGGCGGCGAAACCGGGAAAAAUCAGCCCCAGCUCCUCACAGGCUUUGCCAGUGGUCACCCAGAAUGAGCUGAAGACGAUUCGGCUCCGCUCCGUCUCUCGUGGUGACUUGGAGGACUGUCCCGAUGGGGCAUCUGACACCAUCGAAGAAGAGCAGCAUGGCCGAGACUUAGGCGAGGACCCCAGUCCGCCACCCACCCUGCCGAAACCCAAACCACCUGUUGCUGUCAAGCCCCCGUUGCCCAAGCGACCCCUAAACCUUCUCCUCAAGUCUCCUUCUCCCUCCUCCACUUCCCCCCUAGCCCUCGACUCACCUCCUGGCUCCCCUGUGGACCGGCCCGUGCCCCUAGGCAACAUCUACAAAGUCAUGAGGAAGCCCAAACCCAAAAAACCUCCACCGCAAGCAACAAGUCCCUCUGUUCUCCCAGAUUCUACCACCGCUCCACAAACUGCCUAUGAUCACCCAUUCCUCUUCCACUCCCAGGCCCUCUUUGAUCUCCCUCCUCUUCCGGACCCCCAGCCUCUCCUGGAAGACCCAGCGAUGGAGCCUGAUUUUGACACCGACCCAGAGAUCCGUCUUGGUCCUGGGGAUGGAGGCUCACUCCCCUCUCCCUGCAGCAACCAGGAGGCCCCGGAGCUCCAAGACAAGAGCAAGACCCUCCCCUCAAGGAUGACAAUCUCCUGUCUGGCAGAGCUGUCGGACAAAAAGAAACCCAAGGUUCCACCUCCAGUACCCAAGAAGCCGAAUGUCCUGCUCCUUCCCUCGUCGGUCCACUCUUCCACCAAUGGCAGCGCAGAACGUCAGACCCCACAGGCCGACAGCCCAGUGGGUCUCCGGUCUCCUGUAGGAGCUUUCCCACCAGAAGAGUUUCCCGGUUGUCCUAGUGUUCCCGAUAUGCUAGAGCAAGAGGAGAACCACUUGGGAACAGACGAGGAGAGUUCAAAAGAGUCAUCACUUCAGUCGUCUUUGCAGGAUUCCUCCCUCACAGAGCUGGGAGGGAAAAUGGCCAGCGCUGGGAUUGGGGCAGAUGACUCGGCGGCCAAUGAGAAGACGAUACUGCACAUCGCCGAGGAAACAGAUGAUGACUUGUUGGCCAGCACACCCUCAACACACACCACCGAAGACCUGUUCACUAUUAUUCACAGGUCCAAGCGAAGGGUUCUAGGCCGCAAGGAGCCGACGGACUCCUUCGGCAGCCGCCAGAGCCUAGUGUCCCCGGUGAAGCACAGCACCGGCGGCGGCGGCUGCGACGUCCGAAAUCUGACCUUAGGCAGCCAGAGGUCGAGCUCCCGCAACGAGAACUUCAUGGCCCUGCUCCAGAAGAAAGGCAGCAAGUCUUCCAGCGGAGGAGCCAGAGUCUCCGCCAUGGAGCUUCUCAAAAGCACAAACCCUCUGGCGCGGCGAGUCACCGAGUUUUCGACCACCUCGUCGACGGCCGGCGAGGGAGGAGAAUCCGGGAAACCCAACGAUCAGUGAGCGGAGGUAUUGUUGUUAACCAGGUCCGUUUGCUGUUGACAAAGCUACCAACCAAUUCUACAAUGUGCCACCCACUGCAAGACGGGGCCUUCGUACUAACGUCCAACCGGAUCGCUCCAACUACUGAUUGACCAUUUGCACUGUCCAAUCAAAUUGGAGCACAUUUUUUGGACAAAAUGGUCCCUCCCACGGUUGAAGCGUUAUUGAUCCCUGUCAAACCGGUCCCCUCUAGGAAAGCGAGAAAUCUGUGGAUAUUGGUUUGAGGUUUUUAAGGUCGACACUGCGUGGUGUUUUCCUCAUCGGGGAUGUGGUCUGUAGAUGGAUGGGUGGAGUGGACACUGGGAAUAUAAGGAUAUUCAGAGGAUAUCUUUACUCCUGGCUCCUUCUGGAUGAAGAGUCCCAGAUGAUGAUCAUAUAUAUGAAUCUGUAACCAGUUCUCCUGAUCCACGAGGAUACCACCGAGGAUCCAAUGAAUCCAAGAAAUAAAUGGAAUAAAAUACAGAUGAUUGGCCUAUGAUUCAAACAAAACCCUCCAACCCAUAGCACUACAGCACCGACACCUGUAGACCUACAAUUGAAGGGUCAAUUAUUAAUGAUCAGGCACCUGAGAAAGCAAAUAUGCCUAAAACCCUGGGCACCUGAACUCUUCUUCUUCUCCUCUCUAUGGUAAAGGCAAUACCAUAGCAGGCAUCAGCAUUUUCAGACAGCUGAACCUUCGGAUUUGAGCGGACUACGCGCUGCAGGAUUUACAAAGAAAAACCACACGGGUGGCUUUUUUGCCACCAAAGAUGACGCAUGAGCAUGUCACAGAUUUUGUCGCUCAUGCUAUGAACACUUUACGAAACAUUCCACAGAAGCGCCAAGCGACAUUUUUGGAACGCAAGCACUUUUUUUUCCCCCUUGGGCGUCGGAGGUCGUUUUUGCAGAGCAGCCUCCGCGUCGCUACGUUUCUCUCAUCCAUCAUUAUUUCUUUUUCUUAUAUUUUUUUCCCACACAUGCUAGACGGCCAUAUACUGUACAUGUUUCAUUUGUGUGUAAUCAUGUACAAAGAUAACUGUAACGCAUCUAUCCAGGGAUGUCGACACAAAGACUAAAAAUAGUGUACAGGAGCAGCUUGGACUACAAACUGCCCACACGAUGGAGGGAAACACUCAAACACACACACACUCACACACACGGACUAAGAAGUAACGCCAUGGAAGACAAACAGAACAGACCGGAUAACAUAGUGUGUGUGUGUGUGUUUGUUCAUACGAGUGUGUGUGCGCAGAUGAAAUCUCGCCUGUGGAGUUUCUGUACGGAGAGCAUGAAGCAGGCCUGGUUAUUAAACAGGGUUUUUAUUCAUUUUGGUCUCUGGUGACGGGACCAAAGGACUAUUCAAAACUACAAACAGACCAGAGGGGACCUAACGGUGUGUGUGUGUGUGUGUGUCUGUGUGUUCAUGUGUGUGUAAAGAGGGAAGUGCCAAGAACAAGACAGAGAAGAAAGAGAGAAAGAGAGAGAGAGAGUGAACGUACAUGUGCCUGUUUAUGUGUUUGCUAUUUUUUGUCUGUCCUCACUAUGUGUGGAUACAUGUGUGUGCGUGUGCGUGUGCGUGCGUGCGUGCGUCGUCACCCCCAACCUCCUUGCCCCCCGCUCCUUUCUUACGAUAGGAUUAGAAUGACCUCCCUACACCCACACAUUCUGGAACCAACAGGAUUCCGGAAUCAUGAGGAUUCAGUGGAUUACGGAAACAAAAAGGAUUCCAGAACCCCGAGGAUUCUGGAGUUCGGAACUCUGGAACGAGGGAGUCUUGUGACGUCAGAACCCCCCCACCCCUCCCUCUCAGAUCACUGCAGCUCUAGCAAAGAACGUAUAUCGCCAAGGAGUGAAGGUCAAUUGUUCGUUCCAUUGCAACGUCAGCGGCCAGCAGCAACGCUACGCUUCCGCCAUUUUGGACUGAAAGCGCCGACCGGACGGCAGAAUAACGUCCGCCUAAAAAGUGCCGUGCAAUAGUAAAACUAAAUUAUUUCUAUUCUAUCGUCAUAUUCUACCAGAAUGGCCUGUGUUCAACAAUGAAAUAUUCUGAAUAUAAUUUGGGCUUCACGGUGGUGCGGUGGUUAGCACUGUCGCUCAAACCUGGCUUGGGGGUCCUUGUUUGUGGAGUUUGCAUGUUCUUCCCGUGUUAGCGUGGCUUUACUCCUGGUGCUCAUGUUUCCUCCCACAGUCCAAAGACAUGCAGGUUCACUGUUGACUCUAAAUGUCCCGUAGGUGUGAAUGUGAGUGUGAAUGGUUGUGUGUCUCUGUGUGUCAGCCCUGUGAUAGUCU
Messenger RNA from Sebastes umbrosus (honeycomb rockfish), 7227 nucleotides. It is a transcript of the gene nhsl2, whose product is annotated as NHS-like 2. The coding region runs from base 748 to 4920 and encodes 1390 amino acids. NCBI's taxonomy places the organism in Eukaryota, Metazoa, Chordata, Actinopteri, Perciformes, Sebastidae. The transcript is spliced from 9 exons. Gene Ontology annotation, biological process: cell differentiation. The record is from RefSeq and is a predicted model, not a curated record.